This is a messenger RNA of Cordyceps militaris CM01, 342 nucleotides long. RefSeq lists its product as uncharacterized. The record is from RefSeq and is a predicted model, not a curated record. Bases 1 to 342 code for a protein of 113 amino acids. The transcript has a single exon. Lineage: Eukaryota; Fungi; Ascomycota; Sordariomycetes; Hypocreales; Cordycipitaceae.
AUGCACCGGACCACCAUUGCCGCCGCCGCCGCCGCCGCCCUCGCGGCCCCCGCGUCGGCCGCCAGCCCGCAGAUGCAACUCAACUACUACAGCGACCAGUGCCGGACGUACGUCGGCGACGUCAAGGUGACGUGGGCCACGGCGCUGUGGGGUGGCAAGGACAACUGCUUCAACUACAGCUACGGCAGCUUCGUCAACAUUGCCAAUUGCUACAAGGGCGGCUGCCAGUGCAACAUGUUCUACGGCAAGGACUGCACCGGCGCCUCGACGAAGCUCUUUGACAACCACAACUGCGUCGGCGGCGCGCCGCAGAUCCAGUCCUUUGCCUGCUACUAUACCUAA